AUGGAUACCGAAGAAUUUUGGAAUAAUAACCGUACACUUCAUUAUCAAGAGACUUUGGAACCGUACUACUUUGCUUCGUGCAUUUCAUUAGGUAUAAUGGUUGAUAUUGGAGAUGCUAAAGAUAUAAUUGAAGUCGGAAGCGGGACUGGUAUUUAUACUGUACAUUUACUCAGUAAUCUAAAGAAAACGAGGUCGAUCAUAUCUGUAGACGUAUCUCUGUCCAUGAUUGAACUAGCAGAAGAAAGGAAAAAAAACUUAAAUGGUAUCAACAAGAAAAUAGAUCAUAAAUUCUGUCUCGGAGAUGCUCAAGAUUUGGCUUUUGUCAAUGAUGAAUGUGCUGAUGUUUACGUUAGUACUAUGUGCAUUCACAUUAUGUCAGAUCCAAGCAAGUUUCUCGCUGAAGCGUGGAGGGUUUUGAAAUCUAAUGGAAGAAUAGGGUUAACAGUACCUGUGGGAGUUGAUGAUAUUAUGGAUCUAUUCUUGAGAAACUUUAAGAAAGUAGGAUAUCAUCCACGUUUUCCAAAGGAUGUGUUUGAAUUAGGAAAUAGAGAUAAAAUGAUAAAUUUGUUACAAUCUAAUGGGUUUGAAGUUCUCUAUUGUUGGUCAUAUUCCGUCAAGCUACCUUACUCUCGUGAUUCUGAUAUUGAGUAUCUCUUUGAGAAAGGAGACAUAAGCCCAAUGUUUUCAUCUUUAAACGAAAAGCAGAAAGAGGAAUCAAAGGCAAAUAUAGUGGCAGAAUUCAAUGAAAUGAAAAGGAAAUUUAUUCCACAGCUGAUCACGUUGUUAUCAGUUGUUGCGAUCAAGAAACCGUGA
Priceomyces carsonii is the source of this 813-nucleotide messenger RNA. Its product is annotated as class I SAM-dependent methyltransferase. The coding region runs from base 1 to 813 and encodes 270 amino acids. The record is from RefSeq and is a predicted model, not a curated record. Gene Ontology annotation, molecular function: S-adenosylmethionine-dependent methyltransferase activity. The transcript has a single exon. Lineage: Eukaryota; Fungi; Ascomycota; Pichiomycetes; Serinales; Debaryomycetaceae.